AUGAAAUUUCUGUUAUAUUACAUGUGCAAUACCGGGAUCUGCAGUGUUACAUUGUAUCUAUCAUACUAUAUCAAAAUGGCCACAGUGGUACAGAACCCCCUGAAAUCGCAAUCUGGAGGAGCAGUCAUUAAGAACAGUCUGGGCGAGGAGUUCUACAGAGAGGCCAUCGAGCACUGCCGCAGCUACAAUGCCCGCCUGUGUGCCGAGCGCUCCAUGCGCCUGCCCUUCCUGGACUCCCAGACCGGCGUGGCACAGAGCAACUGCUACAUCUGGAUGGAGAAGAACCACCGUGGUCCAGGUUUGGCCCCAGGACAGUUAUAUACGUACCCUGCCCGCUGCUGGCGCAAGAAGAGACGGCUAAACAUUCUGGAGGACCCGCGACUCGGACCAAUCGAAUUUAAGAUUGACUAUGAGGCAUCUCUGAAGAAGGAGGGGGGCUUGCCGGAGGGGCCAGUGUUGGAAUCACUGCUCAGUGGAGAGACUCUGGACAAGAAGGUGGAGACCAAGGAAGAGGAACCUAUGAGCGAGUGCCAGAAGCUGCUGGUCGGUGAUUUCCCCCAUGAACUGGAAGCGGAGGAGAUGGAAGAGGACGUCCCCAAACGCAAGAACCGCAAGAACCGCGAAGGACGGGCCUGUGGUGUAGGGGGUAUGAGGAAGAGACAAGAACCCAGCACCAUUGAAGACAGGGACAAGCCGUACGUCUGUGACAUCUGUGGGAAGCGCUAUAAGAACCGCCCGGGCCUGAGCUACCACUACACCCACACACACCUAGCGGACGAGGAGGGAGAGGAGGACUCUGAGCGUCACACCCUGCCCUUCCAGCGCAAGAACAACCACAAGCCUAAGAAAGCUGCAGACGGGUCGGUCAUCCCUAACGGCUACUGUGACUUCUGCCUGGGCGGCUCAAAGAAGACCGGCUGUCCCGAGGACCUCAUCUCCUGUGCCGACUGUGGACGCUCAGGUCACCCGUCCUGCCUGCAGUUCACAGUCAACAUGACGGCAGCAGUGCGAACCUACCGCUGGCAGUGCAUCGAGUGCAAGUCCUGCAGCUUGUGUGGCACCUCCGAGAAUGACGAUCAGUUACUAUUCUGUGAUGAUUGUGACAGAGGCUACCAUAUGUACUGCCUGAGCCCCCCUAUGGCGGAGCCCCCAGAGGGGAGCUGGAGUUGCCAUCUGUGUCUGAGACAGCUAAAAGAGAAGGCCUCGGCCUACAUUACCCUGACCUAAUCUACCACGCUACACCGCAACCCCCACCCCACCCCCCACCACCACCAAACAUGGCAACUGGACCAACUUUACUCCUCUAUGAAAUGACAACAGACGUCUGUCCAUCUCUCCAGUCAUCAGGUCUCCCCGCCCCAGCUGUUUUAACGUCAAUGGAAGCACCUACUUCCCAGGGUGCACCAUGCUCCAUCCAGGUCUCCCCCAGUCUGCCCAGCCACCUGCCGCUGGAGUCCCCUCCACCUCCGGCACCUCCGGCCCAGGAGGAACCAGCUUCUAUCCCCAGCAGCAUCAUGGGGGAGGAUCUGAUCAUCAAUAGCCUAACUGGGCUGCCCCACCGGGCCCUCCUCCGAAGAGCCAUUUAUCAGCAACCCACAAGGGCACGCUCUCCCCUGUGAAGGGUCCUUAGAGGAGCCCUAACGAGCAUCAGCUGCCAUUGUGGCCAUAUUCUCCCAUACACUCGGCCGUGGCCCUGGCAGCAGAGUACACACAGAGAGGGAGAAGCAGGCCGUUGUGAUGACCAGACUCCUCGUUAGGUUCAAAGCAGCUGCAGCCCCGCCCCCUUCCUCCCACAUGGAGCCACCACUCAAGGCCUUUGACAGUGAAGUACUCUAGGAUUGAUACCAUCGCUCAGAGCUAUUGUGGCUUGAUGACAUUUACAGAGGAGAGGGAGUGGAGAGGUUGUCACUUUGCCAUCAGCCACUUAGAUCAAAUUGUGGGUCCAAAAAAAGAAUGAAUUAGAGCAAAGGUUUUCCCCAACUAUGAACUUCUUGUUACCUUAAUUUCCUUCGAAACAACAACUGAAAAAGCCAACAUGAGACUGCUAUGACUUUGGCGGAGCUUGGUGUAUUUUGUCUGUGUGCGUAGCAAGAAUGUAAGUAUGUUUUAAGUGUGGACAAUGGAGAUUUUAAUGUCUGGCCUUGUCAGAAAUACAGGGCCCAAAUGUUUUUUGUUGUUGUUUUUUUUUGUACUUUAUUUGCAUGGUGUUAACAUUAUAGUUUUUAAAGAUAUUUUAAGGAUAAAAUGUAUUUAAGAAAGCACACUUAAUUCGCAAUAAUGUGUUUGUGACCCAUUUGGGUAAAGUUGUGUGUGUGUCCAUCUGUAUAUGUGCGUGUGUAUGUGUGUGUGAGUGAGGGUAAAUGUGCCCUCCUAAAACUGCGUGGAAGUGAGAGCCAACCGUAGCCAACCAGGUGCUAGGCAGGACCUAUGGCAGGGUCGGGGAGCAGGAAUGGGAGUGGCUUCUGAUGAUUCUGAUUCCUAGAAACACCACCAUGACUUACUGUAUUACGUUUUCUGUUGGACCAAACGAAUUCAAGCCAGCUUGCGCCGUUUCUCUCUUCCGAGCCCUUUUCUUUCUCGAAGGAUAACUCAUUUUUGUGAAAAGUCAUCAAAACUAGUAGAAUGAGCUCUUUACUAUCUGCAAGACUGCUUUGCGUGCUAGGACCUUGUAAUAUAAUGUGCUUUCAGAGUAAGCUAAAAGCAGAGGACUUCUACUAACUGGGACGCCAGCAUGUGUGUUUGUGAGCUUGCACUGAGACAAGUCUUUUUUCAACCCAAAGUCCCCUCUCCCAGUGGCCUAUCUGACUGGACUAUUGUAUGACGCUGCAACUUUGAUUGGUCCAAUGAUCCCUCCUCCUCUUCUCUUUAAGUUGGGAGACAUUUUGCUGUAAAUAGAUUGUCACUCUCUCCGUCUAUCAAAAAUACUAAUUGCAAUUUCAUAAUUCACCAUCUCUCAGUGCAUAUCGACUUAUGAACUCAAAAAUACAAUUUCUGUCUAUUUUAAUGCACUUAAAAGUGGUUGUCAUAUUUGCCUCCAUAUUUGGAAUGUCUCUACUCUUCAAAUGUAUGUGUUUAUAUUCUACUAUGGUACGAUCCAACACACACACCCAUGUUGGGGAAAAUGUUACUACCUGCGCUACCCAAAAUGUAUUUACCAUCAUUUAGGCAUGUGUGAUACCAGAAAUUCUCUCGAUUUCAUAUUUUGAUAUCUACUUUAUUUAUUUUUCUCGAAUAACUAGGGAUGUUUUCACCUCUUCUCUCUCAGUAUUGUUCUCUUGUUUUUGUUGGUGUUUUUGUACUUCAAACAUUUUGCACAGUGUGUUUGUUUGGCAUGUGUGUGUACAUGUGUGUGUGUGUGAGAGAGAGAGGGGGAGACACAGACAGAUUUAAAGGUGCUGUCUGUCAGUGGUUCUGUUCCCAAUUACACCCUUUCCUCUUUAUAGAGCACUACUUUUGAACAGUGGUCAUAGGGCUCUGGUGAAAAGUAGUGCACCACAUAGGGAAUAGGGUGCCAUUUGGGAUGCACACGGUGUCUCUUUAAACUAAUAAUGAGGUCAUAGAAAAACAAACACAGUCAAAAGAAGGUUAUUUUUCAAACUUCCUCUCCAUGACAUAAGCUGCAUGACGAUACAUCCAAGACUACAGUUAACACUAGUGUACUGUGUUAGAAUGGGUACUGCUGAGGCCUCAGUCCUCGCUGCUGUAGUUGGCACCAAGUGACAGUAGCCUGAUCCCAGAUCUGUUUGUGCUGUCGCAUGACAAUGACCCUUGGAGUUGACAAGACAGCACAAACAGAUCUAGGAUCAGGCCAGAGUGAAUGUCAUUCUACUGACUUUGGGGAACCUUGAUUGUGAUAAGUGCAAUGUGUCAUGAUAGAUUGUCCUUUUUAUGGACUGACUCCUUUUAUUUAAGUUUCCCACCAAUAUCCAAUCAGAGUUGUGUUCAGAGCCGGUACUGAGGUAAUAGCCAGGGGAUGACUUGUGAUUCUGUGUGGGUGAGGUGAACUGAUCGGAAAGUGUUUACUGAUAAUAAGCCUUUACUUCUGAAUUUAUUCCUGGCACUUAUGAGGAUGUGGUGGAGUCAAACUACUUUGAUUGUACUAUCUGAGAAGAUACAGUUGCAGAAAGAGGGGUGACUUGAGCUCAGAUAUGACGGGG
This is a messenger RNA of Coregonus clupeaformis (lake whitefish), 4157 nucleotides long. RefSeq names its product zinc finger protein neuro-d4-like. Gene Ontology annotation, cellular component: nBAF complex. Lineage: Eukaryota; Metazoa; Chordata; Actinopteri; Salmoniformes; Salmonidae. The transcript is spliced from 12 exons. Gene Ontology annotation, biological process: nervous system development. The coding region runs from base 1 to 1227 and encodes 408 amino acids. The record is from RefSeq and is a predicted model, not a curated record.